UGUGGCUCUCCCUUGCUGGCACACCCCUUGCGUCUACGGAUCGCAGGGCUGCCCGACGCGCUGCGGUGCACUUAUGGGCGGUGCAUCGGCACCCUCGAGCCGCCCGGCUCGUCGCUUGCGCGUCGAACGCGUCGACGUCGCGCGCGACGCUGUAAAGUACGGGUUCGCUUGUGUCGACGCGCGGCUUUUAUUUGCCUGUGCGACGGCCAGAUUGCCCAAAUAAGUCAGCAGCGGGAUUAAAAUACCUCGCACAGCCACCGCGAAGCCAGGCGGCAGCGCAGAGGCAGCCCCGCAUUGCCGCCCGCCGGUGGGCAGCACCAAUCGCAGCAGGCAGCCGCAACCAUGCUCGAACGCUUGAAAACGAAUUUGAAUGAGGCGAAGGACGCCGUCAGGAAGCGCCUCGACCGCCCGAAGGACAAGUACGAGCGGCCCGUGCGGAGCAAGCUCAAGCUCGUCGGCGCGGCCAUCGGAGUAGUCUCUACCAUAGCGUUCACAUAUCACCAUUACGACGCCAUCGUCGUGAGCAACGUCGCCUUCCGCGCCACGAAGUUCCUCGACGUAUUUAUCCCGCCCGCCGCAAAAGAUACAGCAAAUGAAAAACUGAUAAACGCCUACAUGGACGCGCGGUGGAACGUGAUCCGGCAGCGACGCGCGAAAUUCGCGCUCUGGGACUACUGCGACCUUCGCUCUUCCUUGAAAGACGCUCAGCGGCCGACGUCGUGGUCUGAGUUGGUGCAAUUAAGGAUGCGGAAAUGGGGGAAUUUAUUGGAUAAAAGUAAGGACAAGCGCUUCACCAUCGAGAAAGAUAAAUGUGUCAUGUUGCAAAUGCUCGAGACGCUGAAGCUGCCCCAUCCGAAAGUGCGGCGGACGUGGCGGAGCAUCGAGGCGGCUUCAUUGAAGUCUUAUCUGCUUGGACAGGAAUACCCAGCAAUCAUUAAAGUAGGCCACAUCCACCAGCAGAAGAGUACUUUAUAUAUAAAGGACAGCAAAGAAUUGAAGAGAAACGCGGACAAGUACGUCUCGUGGGUCAAAACAAAAAUGGACUCGGUUUUUGAUGACGGGAGUAAGACCUGGGCUUCCGUAACAAAUAAGCUGUACGCACAGACAAGUCCCUGCUUAAUACUGCAAGAUGUGGUCAACCCGGGCAAGGUCUCGGCCGCGUCGGACGGGAAUGAUAUGAGACCGACGGAGGUCCUGGUAGAAGUGAUCUGGGGCGUGCCGCUGCACGGCGUGACCCCGAGUGGAGAUGAAAUUUCGGGCGCCCCACGCCAUCCCCGUGACCGCGUCGGCUCGAUGGCGUGGAGGCUCACGAUAACCUAACUCACUGGUUGAUAUCCACACAGGCGUGACCGUCGUCGAUGUGGUGGGAGAGAUGAUUUUAGGAAAAACACAACAUAAAGAUACGGUCGAAUUUUUAGUACGAACAGAUGGCUGGGCCUGCUACAAGUGGCCGAAGAACCGGGCUCCUGGGCAGUGGUUCGGGAAGUGGUAUGUUAAUGAUCACUCGCACAUCCGCGCGCACCGCAAGACCCAGGAGACGUGGUUCAAGACCAAGGAUCCGUCGCUUCACGAUCGGGGCUGGCGGCGGACUUGUAGAGGCCUUGGGUCGCUGGAGUACAGUCGGUGCAUCCGCGAGUACCGCUACGUCCAGGGGUUAUUCUGGGCCAAGUUCUCGUCCUCGUUGGUUGAGCAUUUACCAAAGGUCUGGGACACGUGUUCGAGGCUGGCCCAGGGCGUCGGCGCCGACUACCUGCGCUGCGACGUUUUUGUUACUGGUGGCAAGGUCGACGUGAACGAGAUCUCGCUGUCGUCCUACUGGGGCAACACGCUCUCGGACGCGUGGCAGCGGCGGUUCGUGGACCUGUGGAUCGACGGCUACCUGCCGGCCGACGACGGGGGCGGCGCGGCGUUCGGGACGGUGUACUCCGGGGAGAUCCCGUCGCCGACCUACGCUGUGUAACAUGGUAGUCUUACUUACUUACACACACUUCUAGUCAUCACCGCCAUACGGGUC
Messenger RNA from Pelagomonas calceolata, 2014 nucleotides. Lineage: Eukaryota; Pelagophyceae; Pelagomonadales; Pelagomonadaceae. The record is from the annotation of a GenBank genome assembly.